This is a messenger RNA of Colletotrichum siamense, 657 nucleotides long. RefSeq names its product putative maintenance of ploidy protein mob1 (gene mob1-1). NCBI's taxonomy places the organism in Eukaryota, Fungi, Ascomycota, Sordariomycetes, Glomerellales, Glomerellaceae. Bases 1 to 657 code for a protein of 218 amino acids. Gene Ontology annotation, cellular component: nucleus; cytoplasm. Gene Ontology annotation, biological process: signal transduction; positive regulation of protein phosphorylation; cell division. The transcript has 4 exons. Gene Ontology annotation, molecular function: protein kinase activator activity. The record is from RefSeq and is a predicted model, not a curated record.
AUGAGCGCGGUGCCGGGAAUGACAGUUAAGGCCGGUAGGAACCAGUUCCGUGCGCGCACUGUCAAGGGAGGCAACAAUGGUGUUGCGCUGCGACAGUAUGCCGAAGCGACCCUGGGAGGAGGAAGUCUGAGGAAGGUCGUGAAGCUGCCGGAGGGCGAGGACGAGAACGAGUGGUUGGCGGUAAACAUGGUCGACUUUUACAACCAGAUCAAUCUCCUCUACGGCGCCAUCACCGAGUUUUGCUCACCCAAGUCGUGCCCCGAGAUGAAGGCAACGGACGAAUUCGAGUAUCUGUGGCAGGAUAGUGACCAGUAUAAGAAACCAACCCACAUGUCAGCCCCGGACUACAUUGAGCACCUCAUGACCUGGGUGCAAAGCACCAUCGACAACGAGACGAUGAUGCCGAGCAGGAUUGGCGUUCCCUUCCCCAAGAACUUCCCGUCGCACGUUCGACAAAUCUUCAAGCGCAUGUACCGAGUCUACGCCCACGUCUACUGCCACCACUACAGCAUCAUCAGAGAGCUCGGUCUUGAGCCCCAUCUCAACACGAGCUUCAAGCAGUACGUGCUGUUUGUCGACGAGCACAAGCUCGCGAGCGGCAAGGAUUUUUACGGGCCUUUGAACGACCUUGCCGAAAAGAUGAUUGAGAGCGAUUGA